Photinus pyralis (common eastern firefly) is the source of this 1568-nucleotide messenger RNA. RefSeq names its product N-acetylneuraminate lyase-like. The coding region runs from base 86 to 1480 and encodes 464 amino acids. Gene Ontology annotation, biological process: N-acetylneuraminate catabolic process. Gene Ontology annotation, molecular function: N-acetylneuraminate lyase activity; 4-hydroxy-tetrahydrodipicolinate synthase activity. The record is from RefSeq and is a predicted model, not a curated record. NCBI's taxonomy places the organism in Eukaryota, Metazoa, Arthropoda, Insecta, Coleoptera, Lampyridae. The transcript has 10 exons.
ACCAUAUUUAUAUGAGAAUUUUGUAAUCUUCAAAAACUAAAAAGAAUGUGAAAUUAUAGUUAUUAAGUAAGGUAUUAUAUCUGUAAUGGAAAUUGGCGUUCGUUUUCCAUCCUACCAUUUACUUAUGCAUCACUUGGAGGAAUUUACCAAGGAAACACAAUGCAAAUUUUGGAAAAGAGAUGCGAGGACUAUUGGUGCUGCUAGAAGUUUAGGUGUAACGAAGCAUUUAAAUCCAGAUCUAAUAUAUUUUGAAUUAAAAUUCUCUUGUGUUUAUGGGGGAGUGGAUUUUAAAACGAAAGGAAGAAAUAUUCGUCCUAGACAGCCAAGCCUAAAAACAAACGGGUGCCCCGUAUUUUUGCGGUUUAAGGCAUCAGAGGACGGUGAAGCUCUUCAGUUGGUUGCGAAAAAUCUGAAUCAUAAUCACGAAUUGAAGUUACCAACGAAAAAGAAGGUGACAUCAGAAUUCGAACUGAGCGAAUCGGAAACGAAAAGAUCUAAAUGGGAGAACAUGAACGACACCGAGAGAGACACAUAUGAUCAAGACGACGAUGACCUUAAAGAAGAAAUUGUAAAAUAUGAAGGCUUGAUAGCACCAGUUUAUACACCUUUUAAUAAUGAUCCCACAAGAUCUUUAAAUUUGGAAAUUCUUCCGUCAUAUGCUCAAUAUUUGAUUGAUAAUGGUAUAACAGGCAUCUUAAUUAACGGAACGGCGGGCGAGGGAACAGUAAUGACAGUCGAAGAAAGAAAAUUGGUUGCAGAAGUUUGGGCACAACUUUGCUCUCAAGGGCAGUUGCAUUUGAUGGUUCAUGUCGGAGGAGUUCCUCUACCUGACGUUCUUGAGCUGGCGCAACAUGCAGAACACAUCGGGGCAAAUUCUAUAUUGUGUCUACCCGAAUUAUUUCAUAAACCGGCAACUUGCGACGAUCUUAUAAGAUACUUGCAACUUGUUUCACAGGCUGCACCUAAUACACCACUAUUUUAUUACCACAUUCCAAGCUAUAGUGGCGUUAACUUACACAUGGGCGAGUUUUUAAAUAAGGUCCAAGGCUCUAUACCAACAUUGAGCGGAAUAAAGUUUACAUCAACUGUGUUGGAUGAAGGAUAUGCUGCACUUAAAGCAUGUAACGAGAGAUUUACUGUGUUUUUGGGUUCAGACACGGUAAUGGCAGGUGCAUAUGCCUUAGGCUUUGAGUCUGCGAUCGCAACCACACUAAACAUGUUACCCCAAUUUGGACAGCAGAUCGUUCAAUGUAUCAAAGAUGGAAAUAUAAAGGAAGCGCAGGAAAAACAGAACGAUCUAAAUUCAGCAUUAGAAAUUAUUGCAAAACAUGGAGCGUGGGUACCAUCCACGAAGAUGGCUAUGAAUUUGUUGUCACCAAUAGAUGUGGGCCCUACUAGGGAACCAAUAAAAACGUUAACCGCGGAAGAAGCCAAACAAAUGGAAAAUGAAUUGACAAGUUUAAGUUUUAUAACAUCGUAAGUUAGGUACAUAACGACGAAGUAGCGGGUAGCUGAGAGCUUAACUACUAUACUGCUUGUGUUGAAUAAAGUUAAUGUAAUAAAUUGUA